AUGGCGGCGAUGCUGCUGGUGGCCUCCUUCGCGGCAACGCCCGCCGAGAGCGCCUACACGCUCAAGUACAACUAUGCGGGCUACAACUUCUUCGACAACUUCGACUUCUGGACCCAGAAUGACCCCACCCAUGGCUACGUCAACUACGUCGACCGCAACACCGCCCAAUCGCAGGGAUUGAUUUCGGCAGGACCUCACAACUGCUACAUCGGGGCCGACCACAACAAUGUGGCGAGCGGCCGCGGUCGAUCGUCGGUGCGCCUCUCCUCGAAGGCCACCUUCUCCGACGGCCUCGUCAUUGCGGACCUCAGCCACAUGCCUGAAGGCUGCGGCACCUGGCCUGCGUUCUGGAUGGUCGGCCCUAACUGGCCUAACGGAGGCGAGAUCGACAUCAUCGAAGGAGUCAACACCAACAACGCUGACCAGACGACGCUGCACACCAGCCAGGGCUGCGAUAUGAGCGGCGAGGACCGCAGCGCCUUCACCGGUGACAUGGUGUCCACCAACUGCUGGGUCAACGCCCCCAACCAGGGCAACAACCAGGGCUGCGGCAUCCAGAACUACGCUGGGUCCUACGGGGCUCCCUUCAACCAGGCCGGCGGCGGCGUCUACGCCACGGAGUUCGGUCAUGGGUGGCCCAUCAAGGUGUGGUUCUUCCCCCGCAACAACAUUCCUGCCGACAUUCAGUCCGGCAGGCCGGUGCCCACCAACUGGGGCAAGCCCUUCGCUCAGUUCAACAUUGGCAACAACUGCCCUGCUGGCCACUUCUACGACAUGCAGAUCAUCAUCAACCUCACCUUCUGCGGCGACUGGGCCGGUUCUGUGUUCAGUUCGAGCUGCGGGCAGUACGGCAGCUGCAACAACUUUGUUCAGUACAACCCGGCGCAGUUUGGUGAUGCCUACUGGAUCUUCAACAGCAUCAAGGUGUACCAGUACCAGUUCUGA
Molecule: messenger RNA, 945 nt
Organism: Acanthamoeba castellanii str. Neff
Lineage: Eukaryota; Discosea; Longamoebia; Acanthamoebidae
Product: GPI anchored endo1,3(4)-beta-glucanase
Exons: 9
Coding region: 1-945 (314 amino acids)
Biological process (GO): glucan catabolic process
Molecular function (GO): hydrolase activity, hydrolyzing O-glycosyl compounds
Source: RefSeq, a predicted model, not a curated record